Messenger RNA from Closterium sp. NIES-65, 1212 nucleotides. The record is from the annotation of a GenBank genome assembly. NCBI's taxonomy places the organism in Eukaryota, Viridiplantae, Streptophyta, Zygnematophyceae, Desmidiales, Closteriaceae.
AUGUAUGCUUCGCUGCUCCGCAUUUCCGGCCCACCCCGCCUUCCUGUCCCCCAGGCCAACACAGAGAGAAGGAAAGUGGCUCAUAACGGGGAGCAGUGGCCCGUGGACGCACAUGACCUGCAGUCGCUGCUGCUCUCCGUGCUCAUGCCCCCUUACCCAUGCCCCGCAGAGGAGAGAGUGGGUGCAUGGGGAGAUGGCGGAAAGGAGAGAGUGGGUGCAUGGGGGGAUGGCGAAAAGGUAGGAAAUUGGGGCAGUGGAAGGGGAAUGAAGAUGGGAUUGGGGGAUGGGGAUGGGAUUGGUUGGGGGAUGGGGAUGGGGUUGGGGGGUGGGGAUGGGAUUGGGGGAUGGGGAUGGGGUUGGGGGAUGGGGAUGGGGUUGGGGGAUGGGGACAUGAUGGUACGGAGUUGUGCCUCCUGCCAUUUAACUCUCUCCCGCUUCCUUUCGCUCCCAUGCCUCUUCCCCUGCCUCUUUCCAUUCCACCUCUCCUUCCCUCCUCCUCUCGUUCCAACUCUCUCUCUUCACUGCAAUGGAUGUUGGGUGUGCAUGCUGCCAACUGCCAUCCAAGAAAACCCUAUAGUGUACAGAAAGCACGCCAUGCCUUCCCUUCCUAUCCGCUUCCCCACUCUUCACCCCUCUUCUCCCCUCUUCCCCCCUCUUCCCCCCUCUUCCCACCACUCCCUCAGUCCCCCCCUGCCCCCUCCCUCCCCCCCCCUUCACCCCCCCCCCCCAACCUCCUCCCUUGUCCAUGCCAGUGUGGGCAGCAACGAGCAGUAUGACUUUGAGCAGGCCAUGGGCGCGGCGCUGCACACCAAGCCAUUCACCUUCGACCCAUUCCUCUCCGCCAACGCCACUGCUCACAUGCUCGCCCUCCCCUUCCUCCACUUCCACCAAAUCGCGAUCGCGGGCGCGGCAAGCUUGGAGGCUUUCCGGGCGAAAAACCCCGGCAUCACCUUCAUGACGCUGCAGGGGGCGAUGGAGAGGCUAGAGCACUCGUAUGUGGAUGUGCUGAAAAUGGACUGCGAGGGGUGUGAGGAGGAGUUUAUCAUGGGUCUGAAGAGGGAGACUGAUGAGUUUCUGGAGAAGAGGAGGGCUGAGGGAGGGGCUUUGACCAAGGAGGAGAAGGCGGGGAAGCGGCGGGGGCGGGGCAAUGCAAAGCUGGUGGUGAAUGGGGGGAACUUGCCAUUCGGACAACUGCUGGUGGAGUUCCACUAG